AUGGGUGUGAUCUCUUACGAACACGAAGAGUGCUCGAAAAUCUCUCCAGGUAGGUUGUUCAAAUCGUUCAUCCUCGACGCUCACAACCUCAUCCCGAAGGUCUUGCCGGGAGCCUUCAAGAGCUUCGAGAUCUUAGAGGGAGAUGGUGGAGUUGGGACUAUCAAGUUGAUCACUUUUGGUGAAGGGAGUCAAUUCAAGAGCAUGAAGCACAGAAUAGAUGAAAUCGACGAGGAAAACUAUGUGUUCAAGUACAGCGUAAUCGAAGGAGAUGUUUUAGGAGAUGCUCUCGAAUCCAUAUCGUAUGUUGUGAAGGUCGAGGCCGGCCCGGAAGGAGGAUCGGUUUGCAAAACCGUAAGCACUUACCACACGAAGAAGGAGGACCACCACAUUACCGAGGAUUUGAUUAAGGAAGGGAAAGAGAAGGCUAAAGCCAUCUUUAAGGCUGUGGAGGCUCACCUCCAUGCACACCCUCACGCUUACAACUAA
This is a messenger RNA of Striga hermonthica, 486 nucleotides long. Lineage: Eukaryota; Viridiplantae; Streptophyta; Magnoliopsida; Lamiales; Orobanchaceae. The record is from the annotation of a GenBank genome assembly.